UCGCUGUCAAAAAGAGAGCGCACAGUAGUUCCGAUGUGGAGCUCGCGAAAGUAAGCGACGCCGUCAUGCCGAAGGGAGGUUCGGAGGCCGCGGGUCCUCCGCCCCCGGACAGAGCCCUCCUCUCCUACCUGCCCAAGAGACAGUCGCUCGACAUCACCUUCAGGAACGUCCAAUACAAGGCCCUCGCUCUCAGCCUCAACAAAAGACCAGCAAUGAAGCAAAUUUUGUUUGGCGUGUCCGGCGAAUUUCACUCUGGCCAACUAACAGCGAUUCUGGGACCCUCGGGAGCUGGCAAAAGUACGCUGCUCAAUAUUUUGGCUGGAUACGUGACACGGAACGUGACCGGAACCAUCGAAGUGAAUGGCGAGCCGAGGGACUUGAACAAAUUCGGUCGCCAAGCGUGCUACAUCAUGCAGGAAAACGAGCUGCGGCCGCUGCUGACCGCCAGGGAGGCCAUGACCUACGCGGCCAAACUCAAACUCGGGGGUGGUUCGCACGCGCCCAGCAAUAAAGCCAUCAGUUUGCAGAUUGGCGAAAUUUUUGAGACUUUGGGUCUCACCGAGCACCAAAACACGAGAGCCGGCCUCUUGUCUGGCGGACAGAGAAGGAGACUGAGUAUCGCCCUAGAACUUCUGAACAACCCCCCAAUUAUGUUCCUCGACGAGCCUACUACGGGUUUGGACAGCGCCUCUUGUGCCCAAUGCAUAGAGUUGCUGCGCUACCUGGCCAGGGGUGGGCGAACCAUCAUCAUCACGAUUCACCAACCCAGCGCCAGAAUAUUUGAGAGGUUCGACUCUCUGUACGCUGUGGCUAACGGAAGAUGCAUCUACAAAGGCAGCCCUCAGGCAUUGCUGCCGUUUCUGGCUUCGAAGGGGCUUGAGUGUCCAGCCUACCACAACCCAGCUGAUUUUUUGUUAGAAGUAGCAUGUGGAGAACAUGGACAUCAUGGACUGGCCGACGAAAUAGACCGCCUGGGCACUCCAGUCGUGGCCGUCCCAGAGACCUCCUCCGGUUCCUCGCGCCCUUUCGAAGAUUCUCCUGCCAAACUGGACAACAUCCAGAUCAUCAGCAACCUGCCAAAGAUCACCUUCGAGGAGCGCGGCAGCGGCAAACAGAGUUCCCUGUUCAAGCAGUUUUUGCUGCUCUACGUGCGCAAUGUGCACAUCCUCUCUAGAGACUGCAAACCAAUGGCAGUGCGGUUGUUCUGCCAUUUAGGAAUCGCCUGGCUGUUUGGUUACUUGUAUAGAGGCGUAGGCAACGAUGCGGACAAGGUUUUGGCCAACUGGGUUUACAUCUACGGCACUUGUCUCUUUGUAAUGUACACUGGAAAAAUGGCCGUCACUUUGCAAUUUCCUUUGGAAAUCAGCAACCUAACGAGAGAGCAUUUUAACAAGUGGUACUCCCUUGGGCCGUACCUACUGUCUAUUUUCUGCAUAGAAAUUCCAUUCCAGAUUGCUUGCGCUUUGGGUUACUUGAGCAUAAGCUACCACAUGACUGGCCAACCAAUGGAGGUGUCCCGACUGGUUCCUUUCUUUGUCCUCUGCGUGCUCACGUCCUUCACUGCCCAGGCGUUCGGCUUCUUCAUAGGAGCAACUCUUCCUGUCACGAUCGCAGUGUUCAUUGGGCCGUCGAUAGGCGUGCUGCUGUCCAUCUUUGGCUUCUGCAUAAUUUGGCGCGACACGCCGUGGAUGUUCCGGUGGCUGUACAACAUCUCAUACUUCCGGGCCGCGUUCGUCUCGGCCGUUUACACUCUGUACGGCAACAACCGCGGCACGCUGCCCUGCAAAGAGAUGUACUGCCACUUCACCUACGCACGCAAGUUCCUCGCAGAGAUGGACGUCCCGCCGGACACUGACGUGGUCUUCAACUGCCUCUUCGUCGCCUCCACCGGCGUCGUCAUGUAUGUCGCCACCUACGCCGCUCUCUGGAUCAAACUCCACGUCAGGUAGUUCGUUUUCUCAAAUGUACAUUUUCAUCUCAAAUAGCCACGAAUCUUAUUUUUGUCUAAAAAAUCCAAUCCAAAGUUGUUGUGUGAUUUUUACUCAUGUCCAAUUCUCUCUGUAUAUCCCCGAUUUUUUGAUAGAUCUGGAAAUUUCGGGACUUUAUUAGUUGUAGGAAAGACCUUUAAUUUUACUGAAAAUUUAAAUACACAUUGAUUAAGAGCUGCAAUCCUGGGAUAUGAAGUUAGCCUCUAACUAAGUAAUGAAUAAUUAUUUUGAAAUUUCCAGAUCUCUAUCAUGAAUAUAGGGCAACGUUUACAGGGAGAAUCAGACUCAUAGCCAAAGAAACUUUGCAAAUUUUUGUUUUAAACUUAGCACUUUUUAUGUAAGAAAUCAAGAGAGAAUUUUUUACAUAAUCUCAAAGUUCUUUUUAAGUAAAUAUUUUGUAAUUAUUUAUUACAUGCUGGUUUUGUAUACUUCUCUUAUCCAACUUUGUGCGCCACGAGCGAAAAAUCAUAAAAAAUUAAAACAAUGUUCCCUCUAUAUUGAUGUAAAUAGUUAUGGAGGUAAACGAUGUCUUCUAUAAUAUGAAAUUGAUCGAAUGACUUGAGCGUUCUCUCAAAGUAUGACUGACAAAACACCAUGGAUUACCUUUAAUGUAAUAUUAUAUUUCUACAUGUAAUUAAAACAUUACAAUGCCCCAUUUUUGCAGGUUUACAUUUGAAUUCAUUCAAAAAAAUUCAGCAACUUUCUAAAAAAUAAAAAAUAACUAAUUUUUAAAGUUUUCUAUAUUAACUACCCCUCAACAGUGAAAAUAAUAAUUUUCUCUCAAAAUUAAGCAGCACCUAUAUUGUUAAAGGCACUCUGACUUGGAACAUAUUAAUAAUUGUGAAUUAAAUACCUGAGAAGAAAAUAAAUUAUAUUUGAUCGAUUAAAAUUUGAUAGACUGAAAAUCACUCCUGUAGUUGAAUAUCGGCAAAGAUGGUUUUGAAAAUCAAAGAGAAUAAUGUGAGAAUUACAAAUUGCUAUAGCUGAUACAAUCCAAACCUCAUGAAUAUUGCGACUUUGAAAAUAUAUUUUUGUGAGUUGAAAAAUUAUGAAAGAGUGAAUCACAAUGGUGCGUGCAUUUUAAUAAUCUCUUUGUGAUCAUUGUUAAAAAUAAUAAUAAUAGAGCACAUCAUUGUUGACUUAAUAAAAAAGUGAAUUUCUAUGUAGUUUAUUGUUUCAAAUUAAUAUAUUAUCAUUUUUCAGUUAUUCAUUCACUGUUAUACAGUCUACAAAAAUCAAAUUGUUGUUGAUACCAAAGAUUUAGUUGUUUGUACCCUUAGUGUAUAUUAUUUAAAAGUGAAUAAUCACUUUGUUAAUUAAACUUUAUUUUUGUAAUAAAAAUUGUAAUCUCAUAAUUACACCGUGAAUGUUGACUAACCAAACUGCAAAAUACAAAUUGUAUAAAUUUCUAAAUGAGUUUGUUGAAAAAUUCACUAUUUGCUGUGAUAAUGUCUGGAUCACCUGUGCUUUUGGUGGCAAACAUUAGUUUUCGAGUGGGGAAAAAAAAGGAAAAACACCCUGCAAGAAUUUUUGAUCUUUGAAGGUGUAAGUAAUAAAGGUUCAAAUUAA
Neocloeon triangulifer is the source of this 3557-nucleotide messenger RNA. RefSeq names its product ATP-binding cassette sub-family G member 1-like. The transcript has 10 exons. Gene Ontology annotation, molecular function: ABC-type transporter activity; ATP hydrolysis activity; ATP binding. Bases 66 to 1949 code for a protein of 627 amino acids. NCBI's taxonomy places the organism in Eukaryota, Metazoa, Arthropoda, Insecta, Ephemeroptera, Baetidae. Gene Ontology annotation, cellular component: plasma membrane. The record is from RefSeq and is a predicted model, not a curated record.